AUGGCUGAAUUAAAAGGACCAACACCGUCAAAAGGAAGUAGUUCAGAAAAAAAGAAUGAGGAUGACUUAACAAAUGAAGACGACGCUUAUAAUGCCAUCUUUGGUGGAGAUUUGGGCUCUCUGGAAAUUGGGACCUAUAUUGGUGCAGGUGGAGAUGAAGGGCACACACAUCACUUACCAGAUGCAAUUGACUUUGAAGAUGAAGAUGAAUUGGCAGAGGAUGAACUCCCUGAAGAGGAGCCUGUUCAGAAUCAUACAGAGAUAACUAACCAUACAGUUCUAACGAAGCAGACUACAUCUUCAGAUGAUCUAGAUGCUGAAUUAUUGCAUGCUACAUUUGGAGGAAUUAUCCCCACUAGUAAUGACUUUUCAGAUACAUUACAACAGAAUACCGAACAGAUAAUGGAUGGUAACUUACCAAAUGACGAAUUCCAUGCAGGUAACAAUGCUUUAUUCAUGGAAAUGGACCACAGUAAUCAUUUCUUUUCAGAUCAACAGACUAGUUUUAAUGAAUUUUCUAAGGAUAUUACUGAAGAACAUAUACAAACUGGCGUGGAAGAAUUUGGGAAUCAAGUUACAACAAUAGGAAUAAGUAAUAAUGAAUCUGACGAAAAGCAGCACCAAGAAGAACAAAGAGAAUUAGCCCUGAAGAAGAAUAGGGAAAAAAUAAAGAGAGACAAGUUACUAUUGAAAUAUUAUUUUCCUGACUUUAAACCAAAUAAAAUAAUAAAAUGGAACAGAGCAAUAUAUAGAAAAAAACAUGAAUAUCUGUGGCAUUAUAAUAAGCUUAAUAUUGAAGGUCUCGAUGAACUUUUCCCAACCGAUCUUAAAUUGCACGUUCAAACUGACCAAAAAAGAUUAUUUAAAUUAGACACAUCUACGAAUGAAAACUAUCUUACAAAUCCUCAUUCAAAAAAUAAGGUUGAUAGAGGUAUAGUCAAGGUCUCAAUCAAUGAAUUAUACCCAACAGAAAUCAAGAAACAAAAUAAGGAUGAAAAUCAACAUCAAGAAAUAUCCGAAGAUAUAUUAAUAGCCACAGACGAUUGGGACGAGGAAAGAAUGAUUAAUGGCUAUUCUUCUGAUGAAAGUAUACCUGUAUCAAAUGGCCAUGGUCCAUCCAAGAGGAUAUCAUUGAUAAAUAAAUUGCAAGAUAAAAAUAGCGAAUGGGAAUGGAAUGAAGAUGACCUAAUCGAUGCUAAGUUGAGGUCCUCAAGGGUUGCUGAAUUAGAUAUGAAUGAUGAACAGUUAUUGUUAUUACUAGAAAAUAAGCAGAAUGUCGAAUCGAAGAAGUUACGUGAUGCCAUGCGUUCUAGUACGUCUGUCAAUGAAAAAUUGAUUUUACAAAAGUUUAAAAUAUCCAACGAUGAGGAGUAUAAUGUAUUGAGAAGAGCACAUCAACCAAGAAUACGUGCCACUAUAUCCAACUUAAACAUCGAACACUCUCAACCAGCCAUUAAUCUACAAUCUCCAUUUUACAAAGUUAAUCCAUCUAGAGCAUCUUUAAGAUAUUAUCACAGACCUCGUUUCGGUCAACAUCUACGUCCCGGGAUGGUCAUUACGUUUAGUAAGCUGAAAACUAGAAAAAGAAAACGUGAUAAGGGUAAAGAUAUUAAGGAAUCAUUUGCAACAACUCAAGACUUAACUAUCGGUGAUACUGCACCUGUUUAUUUGAUGGAAUAUUCUGAACAGACACCAUUGGCAUUAUCUAAGUUUGGUAUGUCAAACAAAUUGAUUAAUUAUUACAGAAAAAUUAACGAUGGUGACAUGAUAAGACCAAAGUUGCCAGUUGGUGAAACACAUGUAUUAGGUGCGCAAGAUAAAUCGCCAUUUUGGAAUUUUGGCUUUGUAGAACCUGGCCAAAUUGUUCCAACAUUGUAUAACAACAUGAUUCGUGCUCCAGUAUUUAAACAUGAAGUUUCAGGUACUGACUUCCUUCUGGUUAGAAGCACGGGUAAUGGUAUCAGUAAUCGAUUCUUUUUAAGAAAUAUCAAUCAUUUGUUUGCAGUAGGUCAGACAUUUCCAAUUGAAGAAAUUCCUGGUCCAAAUUCAAGAAAGGUUACAUCCAUGAAGGCAACUAGGUUAAAAAUGAUCGUUUACAGAAUAUUGAAUAAUACACCAAGCAAAGCUAUAUCUAUCGAACCUAUUAAUAAACAUUUUCCAGAUCAAGAUUACGGUCAGAACAGACAAAAGGUUAAAGAAUUUAUGAAAUACCAAAGAGAUGGACCCGAUAAGGGGUUGUGGAAAUUAAAAGAGGGGGAACCUCUACUAGAUAAUGAAAGUAUCAAGAAAUUGAUUUUACCCGAACAAGUUUGUGAACUAGAAUCAAUGAGUCAAGGUUUACAAUUCUGGGCCGAUAAUGAAAACUUUAAUUUCGAUGAUGAAACGUUACAGCUAGAAGAGAGUCUACUGCCUUGGAACUCUACCAAAAAUUUUAUUAAUGCUACCCAAUUGAGAGCAAUGGUCCAAGUAAGUGGAUCUGGUGACCCAACUGGUUGUGGGGAAGGUUUUUCAUUCCUUAAGGCAUCGAUGAAAGGUGGGCAUUCAAAGAGUGCAAAUGGUAAAGGACCUGGAAGAAAGACUAAUAGUACUAGUGCGGGGCAUGGCCCUGGUGGAAUGACUCAACAACGUAUGUAUGAUCACGAAAUUUCCAGGACAUGGUAUAGACAUGCGAAAAGUUUAAGCAUCAAUAAUCCAUUUGAAGAGAUCAGUGCUCCGGAUUCUUCCAAUACUUCAAAUCGUGAGGUCAACAUAAAAAGGAAUGAUAAUAAAGUUUUGAGAAUUACUCGUAAGAAACGUGAUCAGAAUGGUAUUAUUCAGAGACAGACUAUUGUGAUCAAGGAUCCUAGAGUUAUAAAGGGUUAUCUGAGGGGUAAAGAAAUACGUAAACAAGCCAAUUUAGAUGUCAAUAGAUUAUUAGAAGAAGAUAACCCUAAUGUUAAUAAUGUGGAGGAUAUUGAAAUGCAAAAGAAAUUGUUACAAAACGAAUUAGCAUCUCUAGAAAAGUCGCAACAAAGAAGAGUUGCAAGACAGACAUCUAAGAAACCAAUUAUUGGAGAGGACGGUAAAGUAGUUAAAACAAGAAUUAGAAGAUGUGCUACUUGCGGGCAACCUGGUCAUAUUAAGACAAAUAAAUCAUGCCCGAUGUAUCACUUGAGAAAUAGCACUGGAGGAGACACUCCUGCAAGCACGGCUGCUAGUACUGGCCCCGGAACACCUGCCUACAUUGCACCCACCCCUGGCAGCACCACUGGCGAUCAGCAUAUAGAUCCGUAA
Messenger RNA from Maudiozyma barnettii, 3273 nucleotides. It is a transcript of the gene TAF1, whose product is annotated as histone acetyltransferase. Gene Ontology annotation, cellular component: transcription factor TFIID complex. Gene Ontology annotation, molecular function: histone acetyltransferase activity; RNA polymerase II general transcription initiation factor binding; RNA polymerase II general transcription initiation factor activity. Bases 1 to 3273 code for a protein of 1090 amino acids. Gene Ontology annotation, biological process: transcription by RNA polymerase II; RNA polymerase II preinitiation complex assembly. Lineage: Eukaryota; Fungi; Ascomycota; Saccharomycetes; Saccharomycetales; Saccharomycetaceae. The record is from RefSeq and is a predicted model, not a curated record. The transcript has a single exon.